Messenger RNA from Gambusia affinis (western mosquitofish), 1779 nucleotides. Its product is annotated as OX-2 membrane glycoprotein-like. The coding region runs from base 154 to 1164 and encodes 336 amino acids. Lineage: Eukaryota; Metazoa; Chordata; Actinopteri; Cyprinodontiformes; Poeciliidae. Gene Ontology annotation, molecular function: cell-cell adhesion mediator activity. The record is from RefSeq and is a predicted model, not a curated record. The transcript has 7 exons.
CUCCACGGGGGGGAAAAAAAGUCCAAAUAAUUUAUUUAAACAUAAGCGAUUAGAAUACUGCUUCAUUUAUACGUUCGUUUGCGCGCAAGCGCCACCUCUUCUCUUCCGCAUUGCUGCCCAAGACCGCACGGAUUUGAAAUUCAGGCGCGCAAAAUGUCACGUUCUGCUCUCAUUUUAUUUUUCUCGUUGGGAAUCCUUAUAAAAGGUUUAGAGGCUGCGAUUGAAACCCAGCAGAUCGUGUUGGCAGCAGCGGGAGACCAGGCUUCUCUGAGCUGUCAGCUCUCGAAAAGCAAAGAUGUCCUCCAAGUCACCUGGCAGAAAGUCCUCCCCGUCGGAGAGAGGAACCUCGCCACUUAUACCAAGAAGUUUGGUUCUAGAGUGAGUUCUGAUCUGAAGGAGAAGAUGGAUUUUCAGUACGAAUCUCUGCAGAGCUGCUCCAUGGUGAUCAGGAAGACAACGCAUCAGGAUGAAGGCUGCUACAGAUGUUUGUUUAACUCUUAUUCUGAAGGAGCGCUGAUCGGCAGGACCUGCCUAAAACUCUAUGAGCUGCAUGGACCCUUCAUUAACGUCAGUAGAUCAAACUCUCAUCCAGGGUCGGUUGUGACCUGUUCAGCCACAGGUCGACCUGUUCCCAUGGUAACGCUGACUGUUCUCCAUCCGGACCUCGUCUUCUCCCAAUACAGCACCAGCAGAGAGACCAACACCAACGGUACCGUCACCUUCACCACUACAGCUCUGCUCUCAGCUCUCAGUACCACACAGGUUGGAUGUUCAGUGUCAGUGGACUCUGCUGCUCCCAGAGAGCUGCUGGUCAUCGUUCCUGGACUCACUGAGACGUCAGAUUAUGAGCAAGAGAAACAAAAUAGUUUGAGUUAUGAUGAGAGCCAGGAGUCUAAAGGCCUGAAAAUUCUCUUGAUCCUUGGAGUUGUCGCUGUUAUAGUUUUGACUUGUUGUGGUGUUGCACUUAUCGCCCUCUGGAGACACAAACGUGUCCAAAACAGAGACGAUGAGAAUAUCAAAACACCAAUAAGACCAGGACGUGCAGACAGGAACGUAACACCUUUGAACUCGACGAAUGAGAUUAAACAGAGACUUUCUGCCAAGAAAAGUCCACAGAACGACGACCUCAAAGCAUUUUCUUCGGCGGCAAAAAGGCUGUUUUGAUGACCUCUGACCUGACAGAUUGACAUCAGCGUUAAAGAUCCAGUUGAUCAUUCAAAGUUGAUGAAAACUGAAUGGAUCCCGUUUGGAAAUCUAUUUGGUUGGAUAAACUACACACUUUGUAUUUCCUUUGAAUUCAUGUAAAGGAAAUUUGCUGAAAAUUUUCUAUAUAAGUAAAAUCACUAUAUUUCAAGAUGUGUGUAAAGCUGUUCUGUACCUUCUCUUAUUAUUGAUUUUUGUUGUCCUAAAGGAGAUGAAUGUAUUUUGUAUGCUUAGUUACAGCUUAUUUGCUUUAAAUGUUUUCUUCCGAUGUCUGGUUAACAGCAGAACAACCUGUUUAAAUCACCAUAUUGUGAAAUAAUCUACUCCUUUGCACAUUUUGAGUAUAAAGAUUUUUAUCUCUGAGAAAAUACAUUUAACCAUGAAAUGCAUUUUUUCUUCUUUUUUAUCUACCUUAACUUCUUCUUUCAAAGGAACAUUAAAGGAGUGUAAGAUUCACUUGACAGCCCUUUUGAGUCACUGCUAAGCAAAAUAAGCACAUUUACGCUGUCAACUUUAUCCUUGUUUUGUUUGCAUGUAUUAUUUUUACUUGACUGCACAUAAAGACAUUCCCUUUAA